Durusdinium trenchii is the source of this 1848-nucleotide messenger RNA. The record is from the annotation of a GenBank genome assembly. Lineage: Eukaryota; Dinophyceae; Suessiales; Symbiodiniaceae.
GCUGGAACACAGCUGAAAGGUUUGAUCCCUGAAGGAUCCGAGGAUCCGCCCAUCACAGCAAGUGUUCAACUUGCAUCAGACAUAGACUCAUUAUUAGAAGAGUUGGCACUGGACCUGGAAGAGCAGCUCAGCUGCGAGAACUGCAGAAGACUCUGCCCAGUGCUGGGCCUGCCGUUGGACCAGGACACAAUGGCCAGGCCUUUCAUGUUGGCCCACCGGGUCGACUACGGCUUGAGGGGGACAGCGGAUGGAGAACUUCGAUUGAUUGAUUUUUUCACACAUGUUCAGUUCGGAAGUGCGAGUGAGCAACGCAACUCACUAUUAUUCUUUUCAACCGAGGAGGUGUUGAAGUUGCUCGCUCAACUGAUGGCUUUGAAGGGAAUGGAAACGAACCCCGACAAACCGGGAUGCGAGAAGCUGGUUAUCUCGCCGGUCCAGCGCGCCUGGCUGAAAUCCGAUCCGCUUGGCAUUACCUCCACGGAGCUGGGUUUCGACCCUGCGGUCUUGUCGCCCCAACAGGCCUUCACAGUUAAGGGAUGGAACCGGUCCGUGAGCUGUCUCCUUUGUUUGCUGGCCACGUACCAGUCAGAGGAUCUCCGAAAGGAGAUGGAAUCAUAUUCCAAUGUGGCUGCCUGCUAUCAGGUGGGCCGCUAUGAGGCUCAGGCAGCGUGCAACUUGUUGCUCAAGGUCGACUUGGAUGUCCGGAAUGAGCUGGAGCGAUUGGAACAUCUGCAAAGGCUUUGCGGUGGCUACUUGGCAGCCUUGUCGCGUUUCAGUGAGCACGUCCCGGCCAAGCACUUGGCAGAGGUGCAGGAUGAGAUUCUCAAAGCGUUUCUUCUUCGGCACGCAGACGCCGAUCUCAUGAACAUGCUGACAACGUCAGUUCCACCAGCCGACCUUGGCAUGAUCCAAGUAUUCAAGUCCCAGCUUGCCAAAUGGACUCAGAAGGCGGGGUGCCAUUCGUGGGUGAGCCUCAAAACAAUCGGGCCUAGCAAGCUUUCAGCACAGCUGAAGCAAACCACCUUUCAGCAGACCCAGCUGAAGAUGGAUUCCGAUGAGUCAACUUUGAUGGCUUGGGCAGAUCAGUUUCAGAUGUUUGCCAGCCAACAGGGAGGACUAGACCUGCGAUAUUUGGAAGACCGCUACCAUAAGGGCAAAAAGCGGGUUCAAGAACUGAUGAGUGCCCAGCAUGCCUUGCAAGCUUAUCCGUCGCUGGUCCUGGCACACGCCGACAUCGUGCAGAAGCAAGCCAGUCUUGGCAAUUCGACGUUUGCAGAAUGGAGCGGAGCCACCUGGAUCAUGCAAUUGGAGAAGCUUAAGGGUGAAGCGCGGGAGGCGCCAAACUUCCACUUCAUGGGGAUCUACCAAGCGGAUGAGACAACCACCAUGGUGUCGGCCCAGAACACCUUGACUGGACGUGCUAUGUCCCAGUGGUGGGAUUCGUGCGCAGAUGCAGGUCCCGCAAAGCGACCCAACUGCACCUUCUCGGUUCCAAUGCCAACUCUGGAAGUCUUCACGAUUUCCGAUGGCAAAGUCAAGAUUCUUAGAUGCAUUCUUAGAGGUUUUCCAGCUGUCCUAUUGUCCAAUGAAUUUACAAUUUGUAUCAAUUUGUUGAGAACACACACAGAUAAGGAUCCCCGACCUGAUUCUGAACAAUCACAGUGGAUCACACUUGGAGCAGCUCCAGAAGAAGGAAUCAGAGCUGACAGCCGUAUCGAAGCUUGCUGCUGCUUUGAAGGGGAAUUGCGCCGGCGUAUCGAUCCCGGACCCAUCCCCGGUGACAUCCACAACACUGACACCGCGGCGCCCACCUCCCACAGAUCCACCACGAACCGUAGCUUCGCCUGA